Messenger RNA from Penaeus indicus, 5154 nucleotides. Its product is annotated as cilia- and flagella-associated protein 251-like. NCBI's taxonomy places the organism in Eukaryota, Metazoa, Arthropoda, Malacostraca, Decapoda, Penaeidae. The record is from RefSeq and is a predicted model, not a curated record. The transcript is spliced from 9 exons. Bases 424 to 2220 code for a protein of 598 amino acids.
GGAGGACCCAGGGGAAGAUUCGCCUCGAGGGACAUCCGGUACUUCCCCGACGACGAGGCCGACGCGGGGCCCACGAGAGGCGGCUACGGGCGAGGCCGCGGCGGCUCCGGGCCGAGGCACUUGCACGAGGAGGGCGACGACGGCGGCAGAGAUCGCCCGCGGGGCAGGGGCAGGGGGGGCUUCGAGCACCGAGGCAGAGGGAGAGGCAGGGGUCGCGGCCAGCAGAAGGAGUACGAGCGGUGGAAGGCGGAGCGCGAGGCCAUCGACGAGGCCAGGCUGAUCCGGAGCCGCACGCACGGGGGCGGCUGGAGGAGGGAGUGGGACAAUGACAAGCUCGAUCAAGGAAAUAUUGAAGAUAGCGAGCCAUUUUAUGAUCCUAGAUAUCCCAGAAGUAAAGGGGAAGGCUUUAAGUUGGCAGACUACAUGACGCCAGGUGAGGGCGAAGACAAGGGCCCCGGAGCACAGGAGGGGCCGGGGGAGCACAGGCCAGCGAGAGGCCGAGGGUCCAGGGGGAAGUACAGGGGUCAGGGUCGCUUCAUUGACCCUGAGUUGAAUGCACAGAAGCAUGAGGAGGAAAUCAUGGCCGAGCUUGACCCCGAUGCGGUCUUUGGUCGCAGGAGGAUUGAGGGCCAUGGGGACUCCUUCACCAUCUCUGUCUCCAACACCACUCACAGCUCUGCUGGUGAGAAAGAACCAGAAGUACUUGGCAAAUUUGUGCGGGUGGGCUCUGGGCGGAUGGGCCAGGGCAAGAGGAGUCCUCCCCAAAACGAGCAUGGCGGAGGAGAUGACAGAGCAGAGGGGGAGAGGCCACACUUCCACGGGCGAGGACGUGGACAGAGACAUGCCAGGGGAAGGGGGCGUGGCCAAGGACGCGGAUACUUUAACAAUAAGGAGAAUUCCCCGUACACCUGGGUGAGGCCUAGUGGAGCUCCUGCCCAGACGUCCUCAUUUGCCGUCAGCUCCCAAAAGUCAAUGGAGCAAGACGCAUCAGAUACUCCUAGUCCUGUGGCAGCAUCAGAAAGUAAAGCAGAUAAUAAUGCAUUAAAACCAGGUGCAGAAAAGAUAGUAGAAAGCAACCUUAAACCAGACACCAACCAGGAAGGGAAUGCCGUUGAUGAAAAUAGUCAGAUUGAGUCGAAGGAAAAGGGGGAAAGAGGCCAAUUGCAAGAGGAAGUUGGGGAAAAUUUUGAAGGCAGUGAGGAUGCAGCAAAAGAGGAGGAGCUGGAGGAUUAUGAAGAUGAAGAAGUUUAUGAGGAAGCGGAAGAGGAAUAUUAUGAAGAAGAUUACCAGGAAGCAGAAGAGGAGGAACUGAAAGGGGAAGAGGAGGAAACCGAGGAGAAUGUGGGGGCCACAGAGACCAAGGAAAACCUUCCAGCAGAAGCAGAAUCUGCUCCCAUUCAAGGAGAAGUGGGAAAAGUUGAAGAGGAAAUUAGCAAGAAAGAUUCUGAUGCCACUACAGACAAGGAAGAUCAUGGACCUGAAUCUCAGCCUGUACCUGUUGAUGUGAAGGAAGAAGCAGAGAAUCAGAACACAGACGAGAAUGAAGGGAAAGAGAAAGAAGAUUUGGAUGUCAAAAGCGAACAGAAAGAAUGCACAAUGCAGUCAGAACAAGCGUUGGUGAGUAAGGAGGAAAGUCCAGGUAAGAAUGAUGAGCAGGAUGUGACGGAGAAUACAGAACAAGAAGCAGAGUGUCCUAGGAUGGCAGAUGGGGAGGCAAGUAGUGAGGCAGCUGCUAAAGACAAGGCAGGUAAUGAGGAAAAGGAGGGCAUUAUUGUGCAGGAUAAUGCCAAAACAGAAGAAUCUCUUGUUGAAGUGGGCAAGGAAGUGAGUGCUGAUGAUGACAUCACCACUGAUGAAAAGGAAGCAGGUGUUGAGAAGGAAUCUGAAUCAAAAGCCAAUAAAAAUGAUGCUCAAAUAGAGGACCAGCCCAAAGAUGCAGCCAGUGAACUGCCUGAACCAGAGUCUGGGAAGGAGAGGCCCUCAAAGCUUGAAGUCAGUGAGGGGAAGGAUGAAGGUGCUCCUGCUUCUUCUAGUGAAGCUGUUGACUCACAAGCAGAGGUUAAAGUAAGUGAGAGUGAGAAAAAGACUGAAGACCUGGUGAAGAUCGCCCCUUCCCCUACGAAAACAAAUGAGGGAGAGAAAAAGCCUGAAAGUCGACUGACCCCAGCUUCCUCUCCAACAAAGACAGAGGAACUUGUUCCUAACAUUGAGUGGAAAUGAUAUGAUGAUUUGGAAAGUACAGUAUAGGGUUGUUUUGCUGUUAAAAGGAAUAAGCAAUGAGUCAUGUCACUGUCUCCUAUAUAGUGUCACAUCUUGGUUUCAAAUACAGUAGUUAUGACUGCUGUGUAUACUAAAUAAAUUUUAUAUUAACACUAUCAACUUACAUCAUGAAAUUACAUUACCUCAUGUGCAGCUUCAGAGAAUAUGAGUGAAUACUUGUAAAGCUAAAUUUGGUUUUCAUUUACAAGUUGUGCUGUGAUGGUGCAGACUAUUCCAGUUCUUUAUCAAGAGGCUUUACACUCCAUUAUAGUUUUUAAGGAGUCAUGAUUGAAUUUAACCAUUUUCUGUGUCAGGUACUACCCAUCAUAGUUUGCUGAAACUUGUAUGUUUUCAUGACAGUGAAAUUAUAUUUAUGAAAGUAGAACUAGAUUGUGUAUAUACAAUUUUGUUUAUAUUUAAAGUAUUAGGCUUGUAGGUGAGUCAUUGUGUAUAACUUACUUUAUGCAUGUUUUCCCCUUUCCCCUUUUUUAUAUCUUGAAUAUGUCUUAAUUGAUGAGCUAAAUAAUUUUAUGUGUUUUUGCUCAUAUAUAUAUAUUUUUUAUUUAUCUAUCUAUUUAUUUAUUUUGCAUGAUUUAGACAUAGAUUUACUUCUUAUUCUUUCUUUUUUUUACUCAGUUGGUGUACUGAUAUCAGCUUUUUAUUUUUAUUAAACUCAUGAUGCACAGGUAUAGCCUGUAUCUAAUAGAAAUUAUACAUGGGUGUGUUAAAGUUCCUUCUCUUUUUUUUUUGGUAUGCUUGUUCACUUUAUUUGUUUCAUAUUAUGUGGAUAUUUUCUCCUUGUGUGAAUAGGGGUGUGUGUGAUGGAAUUAAAAUGCGUUAGUUAUAUAUACUUAGACAACAGAAUUUUUAUUCAGAAUCAGCUUGAGUAAAUAUAUCCUGUCAAGGGACAAGUAUUGGCAGCUCAUGAAAAGUGGAAUGUGGAUUUCCGACUUAUGUGCAUGUGUGUGUGCUCAGAUGCAUGUGUAUAAAGAUAUUUAUGAAUAGAAAUAAGAUAGACAUUUCCCAUUUUUUAAAUACACACCAUAAAAUACACACCAUGAAACCCAUUGUAUCUCAUUACAUUAUAUUCACAUUGUGUGCUAAUGAUGCAAAAACCAGCAUGCAAGCAAAUGCAAUCAUGCAAACACAACUCAUAAAUUCAUUCUGCCUCUUUAAAAUGUCAAGUCCUGUUGCAGUUUGGAAAACACAUUACUGUAUGAACUUAAGGUUUUGAGCUUUUAGCUUAUGUACUGUAAUCUAAAUACACUGGAGUAAGUAGAUGGAAACCAGCUUUGAACACAGGGUUGUGAAACAUGGAAAAAAAGUAUGAAAGAAAACAUUGCAACGUAGCACAUAGCUGAUGUUUGAUGUGAUGUAAUUACGUAGGUGCCUUAAAGACUGCUUAACUCUCCGUCUCUCCUUCUUCUGGUAUCUUUUACACAUUCAUGGUUUUCCUUAAUUACACUGUUAUUCAACCAUUCUUCUCUUAAAGGGUUUCAGGACUUGUGGGACUUGCGGGGGAUUGCGGUGCGCUUUGCUGAGGAAGUGAGCUUUUGGCUUGGGGUGUCCAUAACAAAAGUGCCUUGAUGUAGUAUCCAUUGUCCAGUACUGGCAAAAUAGGCAUUAUUAUCAUUGUUUUUUCUUAUUCUUCUUCUUCAUUUUUCUUUUUUUAUGGGUAUUUUAAUCCUGUUUCAGUUUCAUAUUGCAGGCUAAAGUGUAAGGGGUUUUGGCUAAUUUAUUACUUUGUGUGUCGUGGGAUGGGUGUAUGCACUUGUGUUUAGCAGCACGUAAAAGUUAACAAACAUACUCCAAUGCAAAAUAGCCUUACAUGUUUUGAUAUGCUUAAUCAGUGUCAGAUACACAUAAAACCAUAUACAUGGAUACUUAAACAUAUUAUAUACUGUAUAUGUAUACUCAUAUGCAUGUAAAAGGAAUCCUAAUCAGUAUGUAUGUGUGUAUGUAUGCAUGUACUAUAUGUACAAUUAUUUGAGAAAUAUGAAACUAUACAGUCACUAGUCUUGCAGUAUUCUAAAAGAUGAUUAUUGAUGAGCCACAUCAAUAUUUAUAAUUUUUUUCUCUACUGGUCACAAGACCCCAACUUGCCAUGACAGGAUCAUUCAGUUUCUAAUAGUGGAUAUGGAAUUAAUAUUGAUUGAUGAGAUGCAAAAAUUCCUUAACUUAUGCAUGUGUUGAUAUCGUCAUUUCAUAUGUGAUGGGUAAUUUUAUCUGGUCAUCUUCAAUACUUUGAAUAGGUAAAAAAAAAACUUCAGAUCUGAACCUUUUGUCACUCUUUAUGGUAGACAAAAAGAGAGAAAGAAGAAAAAGAAAAAUGAUGAAAAGCAGUCAAUAGGACAAGGGGUUUUAUCAAGUGUUGUCAUGUGGCCAGUGCCCUCAGCCGCAGUAUUUAGGGAAGGACCUGUAUUGUUUGUGUGGUGUGUGCCUGUGUGUGUUUGUGAGGCACCAGCAGAAGAGGGUGUUUUGACGGCUGUUUUGACCCAUUGUAAUGUUAUUGCAAUUCUAACCAGGUUAUUAAAACUUGAAAUUAUUGCUGUGAUGGUCUGGCAAUGUUUACUUAAGAAUCGCAUCAGGUUUGUUGAACUAAGCUUACAAAUUUUUCUUUUAUAACCAAACAUGUUAUGAAUAUAGAUUUAGAUAUAUUUUCUAUAUUGUUUCAUUAAAAAAAAAAUGUAUAAUGUAUAUGUAAUGUUUAUGGUUAUUUUAGGUAAUAGAUAUUGUCAUGCUGUAAAAAGCAAAAUAAAGAUAUUUAUUAAGAAAAGAUUUUUGAUGUUUAGAGAUUGAUUUUAAGUUUAUCAUAAUAUUGUUUUCAUUUUGUCUUUUUUCAUUGAUUUAGUUAUUUGGUCUUGUAUUUCUUAAUUAUAUUUGACUGAUAUUUUU